Molecule: messenger RNA, 1194 nt
Organism: Malassezia vespertilionis
Lineage: Eukaryota; Fungi; Basidiomycota; Malasseziomycetes; Malasseziales; Malasseziaceae
Exons: 2
Coding region: 1-1194 (397 amino acids)
Cellular component (GO): cytoplasm
Molecular function (GO): GTP binding; ATP binding; ATP hydrolysis activity
Source: RefSeq, a predicted model, not a curated record
AUGCCACCAAAGAAGGCUGCCGCUACCACAGAGAAGCCGCGUUUGGGCCGUCCUUCGAAUAACCUGAGGAUGGGCAUUGUCGGCCUGCCCAACGUCGGCAAGUCUACCCUGUUCAACACGAUUGCCAAGUGCGAUCUCGGCAAAGCGGCCAAUUUUCCAUACGCGACGAUCGAGCCGGAAGAGGCACGCGUUCCUGUCCCUGACGACCGUUUUCUCUGGCUUGUCGACGCCUACAAGCCCAAAUCCGAGGUGCCCGCGUUUUUGACAUGUAUCGAUAUUGCGGGGCUUACCGCCGGUGCAAGCACUGGUGUCGGUCUAGGUAACUCUUUCUUGUCCAAUGUGCGCAAUGUGGAUGGGAUCUUCCAGGUGAUCCGCGCGUUUGACGACGCAGACAUUAUCCAUGUUGAGGGCGAUGUGGACCCAACGCGCGACAUGAAUAUCAUCUCCACCGAGCUGCGCCUUAAGGAUAUUGAGUGGGCCGAAAAAGCGCUUGAUGAGGCACGCAAGAACGCACGAUCUGCCGGGAACAACUCGCUCGAGGACCGCAAGAAAAAGGAGGAGGUCGCCGUUAUUGAAAAGAUUCUCAAGGUGCUCAAGGAGGACGACAUGGACGUGCGCAAGGGAGACUGGAACGGCAAGGAGGUCGAACUGAUCAACACGCUGCGCCUGCUUACCGCCAAGCCUGUCAUUUACCUAGUCAACCUGAGCGAGCGCGACUAUGCACGCAAGAAGAAUAAAUGGCUCCCCAAGAUCAAAGAGUGGAUCGACCAGAACAAUCCCGGCGAUCUUUUGAUUCCGUUCUCGGCCGCACUUGAGGAGCAGCUGUACGUGAAGGAUGAAGACGAACAAGGACAGCAAGAGUACCUCAAAACCAUGGGCGAGGGCGUUGCAAGUGCGCUGCCCAAGAUCACCAAGAGUGGUUAUGAUAGUCUCGACUUGAUUCGCUACUUCACCGCCGGGCCCGAUGAGGUGCGCGCCUGGUCGAUCCGCCGCGGUCUCAAGGCGCCGCAGGCCGCUGGUGUGAUUCACACCGACUUUGAGAACAAGUUUGUGUGUGGCGAGAUUAUGUCGUUUGAAGACCUCAAAGCUGCCGGCAGCGAAAAUGCCGUGCGUGCCGCCGGCAAGCUCUCACAGAAAGGCAAGACGUACGAGAUGGUCGACGGUGACAUCGCACACUGGAAGGCCGGUGCAUAA